UCCCGGUUCCUAGUUACAACGCCGACGUUUCGCAAAGUGUACGACAUCUAACUCCCGUGUGUGCUCUUUUUUAUUUUCACUAAAAUAUUACAAUUUGUCUUUCCCCCGCUAUCCUCGUCGAUCCGCAUUAUCAACAAGUUGCUGGCUAGUCCUUUGGCCGUUGAUGUAUGUGUGCAAGGAGCAACGAGUAACACUUCAGUUCCUUUGAGUUUCCAUUCCCUUCACCCGUACUAGCAGUGCCUGGUUUACAUUACUUCACAUUUCCUUUCGCGAGUGACUAAUUUCCGGUCGCUUGGUAAUUGGAGGAAAGUUUAAUUAGUGCACCAACAACUUGAACUCUAACCGGGUCUAUGAAAAAAUGAAUAAGUACAACAAUCACCAGAUAUGGGUUGCUUUCGCAGUGUUAGGCGCAAUUUCCAUACUACCUGUACACUGCCGGAUCGUUAAGCGAAGCUACUCGGACCAGAGCGUACGUGGAUAUCUAACGGAGAGAACAUGCUGGUGGAACGAGGUUUGCAAAGAGGAAUUUCAACAGCUCUUUGGCUGCAAAUGCCCCCAGUGGUCCUACUGCAGAUCCCCUGGCCGGUACUAUAAUGCUUAUUGCUCCAUGACCAACACUGGAUACAUCUGGACACAGCCCACUUGGGACUGGGAAACUGCCUAACGGAUGACACUUGCUGCCAAAUAUAUGGUUAGGAGGACAACCUUGUGUAAAAUAAACACCAUAUCAGUGUAGACCAAAACGAGGCAGAGAAGACCAGUAGAGUAGAGACCAAAUAUUUUAUAUACAAAUAGAUUUAUAGAGAACCAUGUAUUGUGAGACUUAAUCAGACCACAUAGGCUAUAAUGCAUUUUAAACGAUAAAUUUAUUUAUUUAUUCACGUUUUACGCGUAGUAGCAGAUUGCACAGGAUGAUUUUUAACAGCAGAUAUACACAUCACACCUCCGGUUUAAGUUAUGUUAUUUGUAACUACAUAGUUUGGCCGAUUAAAUACGGACAUUACAUAGGUUUCUAAAACACAGCACUGAUUGGAGUAACUUUUCAUCGAACUGCUUAUACGAAAUUAAAUAAUCAAAAUACAACCGAUACAGCAACGUUGAAAAUAUUACGAAAACCGAAAAUUUGAAGUUAAAGGUUGUUACUGUACAAAAAAACAAGGUUUAAAUUGUUGAUCAAUUCAAGCAACUUGUGAACGCCUCGCCGCGAAUAAUUUCCAACGGCUUUCGCUUUGGUGACCCAAGGCAACACCAACUAGAGCAUUUUUUCUGUUGCAUUGCCACAAAAAAAACGAUUCUUCGCAUUUAAAAAUUAAACCGUUGGCUCCUUAUUACAUCGUAAAAAAAGUGCAGCAGAGCUAGGACGGGUUAUAAAUGGCGACUGUUAUUAGCCUUAAGAAUAUGCAAUAUUUGAGGAUCAAGUUAGAAGUUACAUACUUUCAUCAAUCAGGCAAGAUCAAUACAACAGAAUACAACCAACCAAUGAAUUUUAAAUAAAGUAAACCAUGCUGUUGAA
Molecule: messenger RNA, 1513 nt
Organism: Wyeomyia smithii (pitcher-plant mosquito)
Lineage: Eukaryota; Metazoa; Arthropoda; Insecta; Diptera; Culicidae
Exons: 4
Coding region: 359-664 (101 amino acids)
Source: RefSeq, a predicted model, not a curated record